UGUUUUUGGAUUGAAUUCCUACUUCUCAUACAGCAAAACGAAAGAUUUUAUAAAUUGCUACGAAGAAACAGAAAAAGAAUACGAAUGGGAAAUGAAAUUAGGAAGAUUGGUUUAUGAAAAUCAAGCAAAAAUUUCAUCAAACGAUUGGCUGGGAAAAGAGAAAUUUUGCUUCAAAUUUAAAAAAUUUGAAGAAAAUUUUGAAGAAAUUUAUAAAGAAGAAUUAAUUCAAAAUAAAAAGGAUUUUGAAACUGUAGGGGAGUGGAAGAGAAAUUCAAUGGAAAAAAAUAUUGAAAAAUUAAAUAAUGAUUGCUUAAAGAUGAAGUUGGACACUAAAGAAAAAGAUCCUCGCCGUCCUCUACAUUCGUAUCCAAUAAAAGAAGGUCCUAAGUGCAGCCGUUGGUAUCCUGAUAGCUCUGAUCAUAAAUAUGGAAGGAAGCCUUUAUGGUCGAUUCUAAAUGAAAUUCAUAAUGAUAAAGAAUUAAGUAAAUCAACUAAAGAUUUUUGUUGGAACUUGAUCAACAAUCUAUUUUUGCCUCUUCCUCAAAGGCGCAGGGCUGAAACUGCAAUUUUGUAUUGCAAAAACGUGUUAAAACUUGAAACUGAUAAUUUAAAUGAAUGCCUUAAAAAACUUUUUGAAGAGUAUAAUUCACCAGAAAUAAAAAGAUCUGAAUUAUUGGAAUUGUUGAUUGUUGAUAAAUCUGAAGCCUUAGCAGAACGUUUAUUUUACACAUUAAAUUCAGAAAGCAUUGAUUUCGACACUUUGUACGACAUUAUUUUGGCUCGCCCUAAAUUUGAGCUUAAAAAGAUAAUCGAAAUAUAUGAUAGCGAGCCAGAAAAGGAACUGGAUAAAGUAGAGGAAACGGACAAAAAUGAGAAAAAAUUUUUUGGAAAUCCUUUUUGGAAUAAAAAAGAGGAUAAACUACCAGAAAAUCCAUAUGCAGAUAACCAAGAUACCAAAAAAGAGAAAGUAAAAUUGGGGAAAGUUUUGCUAGAUAAAAAGAAGGCUGAUCAAGAUAACAAAGAAUUAUGGGACAUAAUUAUUAAUAGAGUAAAAUAUGUUACUAUAAUGGAUCCGUCUGGUUAUGAAAACUUUGAAAAGAUAUCUAAUGAAAUCCUCUCGUUCUGUGAGAAUUUUGUCAAAAAUAUCGAAAAUAACAAUUACAACACAUCAAAUUUUAUAAAAUAUUUUGCUCGUCUUCUAAGCAUCUUUGAAUUCAAAUCAAAAAAAGCUGAAGAAUUCGGCAAAAAAUUUACAAUUAAAUGUAAAGGAAUUAUCAAAAUGAAAAAUCAAAAUAAUGAGAUACUUCCUGAGUACAUCAAAAGAAUGUUGAUUAUAACUGGAUUAGCAGGAAAGGGGCAAUAUAACGAGGAUAUUGCUAACCGCAUUAAUUAUUACAAUGAAAAGCUUGAUUAUGAAGGUUUAUAA
Messenger RNA from Meloidogyne enterolobii, 1426 nucleotides. NCBI's taxonomy places the organism in Eukaryota, Metazoa, Nematoda, Chromadorea, Rhabditida, Meloidogynidae. The record is from the annotation of a GenBank genome assembly.